UACCACGACGUUAUGGCAGCUAGGAAGGACGAUUACUACGCAACGCUCAAAAUUCUCCUCAUUGGAAAUUCUAACGUUGGGAAAUCCUCCCUGCUGUUACGAUUCACUGACGACACGUUUUUGCCACAUGACGAAGUUUCGGCUACAAUAGGCGUCGAUUUUAAGGUGCAGGAUAUGAUAAUUGAUGACAAGAAAUAUAAAUUAACAAUUUGGGAUACAGCAGGACAAGAGAGAUUCCGAACUCUUACUUCAACAUAUUAUCGCGGUGCCCAUGGAGUGAUUCUCGUUUAUGAUGUGAGCAAUCGAGAGACUUUCAACGAGUUGGGCAAUUGGUUUAACGAAUUAAAUACUUACUGUUCGAAUAAAAAUGUGGUGAAGAUGAUAGUGGGAAAUAAAGUUGAUAAGGAAAACUCGAGGGUAGUUUCGCGUAAAGAAGCAGAAAUUUACGCGCAAGCAAAUGGAACCUUGUUUGUUGAAUGUAGUGUAAAAACCAGAUUCCAAGUAAACGAAGCAUUUGAAGAACUGGUCAAGAAGAUUAUUGAGACGCCAAAUCUGUGGAUAAAGAAACCAGAACCUGACAACUUUCAACUUAGAACACGUAAUGCAUCAACGAAUACUCGACAAGAUGUUUGCUGUUAA
This is a messenger RNA of Acaulospora morrowiae, 639 nucleotides long. Lineage: Eukaryota; Fungi; Glomeromycota; Glomeromycetes; Diversisporales; Acaulosporaceae. The record is from the annotation of a GenBank genome assembly.